UCUCGUUUGUGGAGAUCAUUCAAGACGGUCAAAGAGAUCGUUAGGGACAGAGUAAGUGAUCAUAAAGUCUAUUUGAGGUUGUCAUAGAAGUGGGCGACAUCUACAAGGUGAACAAACUUACUAACGUAAAUAGGGGUAUUAUAUUACUCAAGAGGAAUUAGACAUGUCUUUAGAUGAAUUCAGAUCUAAAAUAUGCGAUAGUAUGGGAUUACCUCAAAGAAAAUUGAUGUGUUUUCAGGCAAAUCCCACUGCAGAGGCAAUGGAAAAGUUUCCAGAGCUUGGUUCCUUGUGGGUUGAAUUCUGUGAUGAGGCAUCUGUAGGUAUCAAGACCAUGAGAAAUUUUUGCAUUCACAUAAGUGAGAGAAACUUUAGUACCGGAAUAUUCAUCUAUCAAUCAUCAAUAACACCCAGUGCUAACAAGUUGAUUCCUACCGUUUCCCCGGCAUCCAUUGAAACAUUUCAAGAAAGUGAUCUUAUCGUGAACAUUACACACCACGAAUUAGUUCCAAAACACAUCAAAUUAGCUAAGUUAGAAAAGAAAGACUUAUUAGAGAGAUAUAGAUUAAAAGAGUCCCAGUUACCUAGAAUCCAAAGAGAAGACCCUGUGGCAAGAUAUUUGGGAUUAAAAAGAGGAGAGGUCGUCAAAAUAAUUAGGAGAUCUGAGACCUCUGGUCGUUAUGCCUCUUAUAGAAUAUGCUUAUAA
Messenger RNA from Priceomyces carsonii, 703 nucleotides. RefSeq names its product DNA-directed RNA polymerase core subunit. Gene Ontology annotation, cellular component: RNA polymerase III complex; RNA polymerase I complex; RNA polymerase II, core complex. The coding region runs from base 164 to 703 and encodes 179 amino acids. Gene Ontology annotation, molecular function: DNA binding. Lineage: Eukaryota; Fungi; Ascomycota; Pichiomycetes; Serinales; Debaryomycetaceae. The transcript has a single exon. The record is from RefSeq and is a predicted model, not a curated record. Gene Ontology annotation, biological process: DNA-templated transcription.